AUGGCCGACGCUAAUCUUCUUCGCCCCACUAGUAGUACUCGUCCGGAUGAAGAUUCCGAUCACAUUGGCAGUGGGACCUCGACACCUCCCGGUGGAAUCUCAACGCCCAAGCCCACGUUCAUGGACAAGCGGGAGCCAGGCUUGCCGCAUGCCUACUUUGCGCAGGUUUGUCAUUCUCUUCGUGUUCCUUUCACAUCAUCCACCAAUCCUGCNCUGCCCCUCAUCUAUCUCUCCCGCAGCGUCACACAUGGCCCGAGUCUGAACAUGGACCCCUCACAUCCUUCUUCUACUGCCCCUUCAGGCAUCCCUCCACCUACUGCACCCAGCUCGCCCAAGCACUCUUUUGUUAGCAGUCAAACGCCCCCAUUACUCCCGCACGAGCAAGUCGACGCCGGUCUACCUUCAUAUCCCACCCCACCUCUGUCGUCGGCUUCCNNCUCUCUUCAUGGCCCGCAGGUUGAUGAAGAAGGGUCCGCAGACGUACAGACGUCGACCGAGAAAAAUGCCCCGGCAGGACCAGCACGGCUUCGUAGUUCCACACUGCCCUCAAGCACAGUAGACACCGUCGUUUCUAGGCCGCAUGUUUCUGCACACAUCUCUAGCCCUGCUUCUCAACCCACCAAUGUUCCCGAUUCUUUGAAUGCUUCUCUUGCCAUGUCAUCUGAGCUCGAGCCACUGGAUAGCGAGAAUAAAGAGCUAACAGAAGAUACAAAGAGUACUCCUCCUCGCACUCCACGAGCUUUGUCACAUAAUGAGGCAGCCGCAGUGGAUGACGCCUCCGCUCCCACAGCCCCUCAGAUCUCCCGAACUGAGAAGAGCAGUCGAUCCAGCUCCAACCAAUCUAGUGGUCAACCCACUGUCGGUACAACUAAAGGCCAGCUUUCGGUCAAUAUCGUGCAGGGAAGAGGUCUCAAGCCUAGCACUGCCCCUUAUGUCGUCUGCAUUUAUCAACUGAAUGAAGACAUCUCUGGUGGAGCCGAGGAGGAUGCCAUGGAUACCAAGACACAAGAGCAAGAUGCCCACCAGAAUGAAAACCUGGCUAAAGGAGUCGCUAUGAGAAGAAUGGGUAGCGACUCAGGAAAAGCCAUGAGCAUUCCUGGACUCGGCAGCCGCCAAACCAGCCAAACAGAUAUUCCCAAGCUCAACAACGCCGCUUCGGAUCCUCUUGUGACUGAGCCACUAUGGAACCACGAGGCCGUAUUCGACGUCGUCGGCGACCAAUCGGAACUUGAUAUAUCCGUAUACGACAAGAAGAAUCAAGAGGCUUUCAUUGGACAUGUCCGCUUCAGCCCCAACCUCGAGAACUACGACACUCCUCACGAAGCCUGGUACAAGUUGNNGAAGCCUAGAGAGGGCGAGACCGACAAUGUUUCUGGCGAAAUCCAGCUCAGAUUUAGUUUCCAAAAGACCGACAAGAAGACUUACGGACCCGAAGACUUCGAAAUCUUGAGACUCAUCGGUAAGGGUACCUUUGGACAGGUCUUCCAGGUUCGCAAGAAGGAUACACAAAGAAUCUAUGCCAUGAAGGUGCUUUCGAAGAAGGUCAUCAUUCAGAAGAAGGAGAUUGCACACACCAUCGGCGAGCGUAAUAUUCUUGUGCGCACUGCCACAGCCGAGUCACCAUUCAUUGUUGGCCUGAAGUUCUCUUUCCAAACUCCUGCCGAUCUCUACCUGGUCACCGAUUACAUGUCUGGAGGUGAACUUUUCUGGCAUCUUCAAAGAGAGGGGCGCUUCCACGAAGGUCGCGCAAAGUUCUACAUCGCUGAGCUUAUUCUGGCCUUGAGACACCUCCAUCAGCACGACAUUGUCUAUCGCGACCUGAAGCCCGAGAACAUCUUGUUGGAUGCCAACGGUCACAUCGCCCUCUGCGAUUUCGGUCUAUCCAAGGCCAAUCUGUCAAAGGGAGACACAACAAACACUUUCUGCGGUACUACAGAAUACCUCGCUCCUGAGGUUCUCCUGGAUGAGCAAGGUUACACCAAGAUGGUCGAUUUCUGGUCGCUCGGUGUUUUAGUCUUCGAAAUGUGCUGCGGCUGGUCACCAUUCUAUGCCGAGGACACUCAGCAAAUGUACAAGAACAUCGCUUUCGGCAAGGUUCGUUUCCCAAGAGAUGCUCUUUCGACAGAGGGUCGCAACUUUGUAAAGGGAUUGUUGAACCGCAACCCGAACCACCGUCUAGGAGCCAAGGCGGACGCUGAUGAGCUCAUGGCCCAUCCCUUCUUCGCUGACAUCGAUUGGGAUGCUCUUGGUCGCAAAGCGCUUGUCCCACCUUUCAAGCCCAAGCUCAAGGGUGAGUUGGACGUCAGCAACUUCGACCCAGAAUUCACCAAUGCCUUGUCGAGCGGCAACUCAUCAUCUCUCAACGCUCGUGCGGCAGCUCUGGCUAGCGGCGUCAACCCGGCCAGCACACCUCUCAGCCCUACACUGCAGACGGCAUUCAAGGGCUUCACGUUUGUUGACGAGAGCACUCUCGAUAAACAGUUCGGCAACGACACAGCACACUUGCAGCAAGCCCAACAGGAGUCGCAAGAAGACAACAACGAGUUGAGGAAGACUAUGAGCAGGGGUGAGCGCAUGACUGGAGUGUCAUCGACAAACGAACCCCAAGGCAUCUUCAACGACGGCAUGGACGUUUAA
Aureobasidium musti is the source of this 2637-nucleotide messenger RNA. Lineage: Eukaryota; Fungi; Ascomycota; Dothideomycetes; Dothideales; Saccotheciaceae. The record is from the annotation of a GenBank genome assembly.